GAUGAUGUCGAUGACGUUCGAUACUGGUAAGUCGGAUACGAGCCUAUGAAAAUUUGCUUACUUAAAUUGCAAUCUAACGAAUUUUGUUUGGGAAUAAUCUCCUCAUAUUUCAUUCUUCAAUCCCAAAGGAUGCACUGUUUGCGGCGUGGUGCAACCUAUGGUCCACCGCAAAGAAAUGACGACGAGCUGAUCCGAGAAGGAAGCAAAGAACCUCCAAAUGUCUUCGAAAAAUUUCUGAACGGCAUAACAGAUGGACCAAUCAAAAACGUGCUCGAUAGUAAUUGCAUCUUUCUGAACCCAUCGAAAAGAAGCGAGCAAGAAAUUGUCGACGCGAUUCUGGAUGCCCUUAUUUUYGAUAAACACGACAGAGAGAUAAUGCGCCGUGAUCCUCUCGUAAGGCUGCUAAUUCCAAAUCUCGACGGCAAUUAUGAUUUUACAGUUGUCACGGCGAUGGGUGUUAUCACCGAGGGUAAAGCUGGAACCGAGCUACAGAAUGCGUUACGGAGACUCGAGGAAAAGCGCGGUGUCAAAUUUAUUCGUGCAGAUACAGCAACAGCCCGUUCUUUUGAAUACAAUGCCGAGAGAAUUAUCGAAGCCAUAGAGGCAACAAAAGAGUACAAUGUUCCUUUUGGGUUAAUAGGCUACUCACAGGGCUGUGCAAAUUCGUUAAUGGCUGAAUCUAUUCUUUAUUCUGGCACACCCGAGCAGCAGGAGUAUAUAAAGCGAAAUCUUGCUUGCCGACAGCUACUCUUUUCGGCUGCGAAUGGAUCUGCGCAUGGAUCAUCUACAGACAAGAAGGCUUCGCGGCUGAUUCUAAUGGUCGAGGAAUUUGCGAAGUACCAACAGGGCUAUUUUAGUCGAGCAUUGCAAACUGCCUUCUUAGAAACUGUUACAUCCAUGUUAGAUAGCUCUCAAUUUCACAAAAGUAUGGGCGGAGCACAAGGGUUUUUGCAUGACGGUUGUCGUGCAUUCUGGCGAGAAGCCCAGCAUCUACCUAAUGUAAGUUUUCGACGAACUCAAGAGGGGAUUACUCUUUGUAUUGUAUGCAUUCAUCUCACCAGGAACAAAUUUUCUGAUAUUUUAAGGUCCCAACGUGCACAUUGAGAGGAAUUCUGGAGGAACACACAACUCCCGAAGCACUAGAGAUGCUGUCGCAAAUGCUAACAAAGCAAAGUGGUUCUGCCCUGCAUGACUCACAAGUACACGCAUCUGAUGCAGUAGGYUAUCCUGUUUAUCAUCGCAAUCGAAAUGGAAGAAUCCUUGAAAAAUGCGAGAUCGGUGCUGGAGCGAUUCAAAGGUAAAACACAGCUUCGUAUUUUUUAAAUGACAUCGUUUGUAUUGCAGUAGAAAAAUCUCACGUCAUCUCUUUCAUUKUCGGUUCAAUCGAAAGAACCCAUCACUGGUCACCCUUGAAGGAAGAAGUUGAAUUCAUUCGGACAUCSAGAGAUCACGWUAUUGCUUCUUUUGACUGUGCGAAAGACCGUCACAUCUUUCCAUGGGUGGAUGUUAAUGCUCGAUUUGGUUUCAUUAAAUAUAGUAGAAAUCCUGCAUCAGGCCAUCCGUGUGGUAAUGGUGACGGUGAGGAAUAAGUUUAGGUUGAAUGUAACAACAGGUACAAAAUUCGAUGAAAUAUUUUCACCCAUAGCUAAUCGUACACAUUUCCAACACUAUGAUUAUUGGAGCAUUGUUGAAGCCUUUAGUAUGCAUGUGUAUCUUGUGUCUCAGAUGUCUGUACUGGUUUGCUCGAAACACUUGUAAAGGGAUGUUGAAAGUUGCUGAGGCAUCCGACCAAUAGUUCUAGACCGAAUAGARUUUAGUACCGAUUUGUCUGGUACAGGGAAGAUAUUCAUAAAUUAAAAAUAUGUAC
This is a messenger RNA of Pseudo-nitzschia multistriata, 1867 nucleotides long. NCBI's taxonomy places the organism in Eukaryota, Bacillariophyta, Bacillariophyceae, Bacillariales, Bacillariaceae. The record is from the annotation of a GenBank genome assembly.